Molecule: messenger RNA, 864 nt
Organism: Ogataea parapolymorpha DL-1
Lineage: Eukaryota; Fungi; Ascomycota; Pichiomycetes; Pichiales; Pichiaceae
Product: Protein YIP5
Exons: 1
Coding region: 1-864 (287 amino acids)
Biological process (GO): vesicle-mediated transport
Cellular component (GO): Golgi apparatus
Molecular function (GO): small GTPase binding
Source: RefSeq, a predicted model, not a curated record
AUGUCAAAUUACACCUCUCUAAAACCUCAGCCGCCAGUUCCUGAGCCUUUUGAGGACGAUGAUGUGUUUAUCCAGCCGGACAGCGGCGCGUCAGAAGUGCACGAAGCAGACUUAGGUUCCCCGGCAAAUCCAGAGCCGGCGCCCGCACCGUCAACAGCAAAUACAACAUUCUCUAGCUCAAAAUCUAGAAAGACCUAUUCGGGUGGGAUAUUCACCCUCAAUUACUACAGGCAAUUCUUUGAUCUUGAAUCAAGCGACUUCUUCCGCAAUUGCUACAGAAGCUUGAAUCCUUUAGUGAGACUUCCCGAGGAGGAAUUCAGGGAAGUUGGGGACCUUUACGGAUCAGUGUGGAUCACAGCGACCUUGGUUUAUCUUUUAUUCUUUUGUAACUCAUUUGCUGAACUAUUAAGCGAGUGGUUUCUACACAAUGACAAAUUAGGCAUCAACUAUUUUAAAAUGAUCAUCACUUCCAUCAACCUACUAUAUGGAUACAUCGCAAUAAUCCCAACGCUCUUAUAUUUGGCUUUACGCUUCUAUUUUAAAGUCGUCCUGCUUAUUCCCUUGACCAAGCUCAUUUCAAUCUACUCAUACUCAAAUAUCAUGUGGAUCCCAGCUGCGCUUUUAAGUAUAUUCCGUGGAUUACUUAUCAAUCAUCACGUUUUGGACAAUGCUCUUAAAUGGACCUGUAUUGGUAUAGGAGCUAUUCUGAGUGGAUGGAGCAUUGUGGUCAAAAUUUCCCAGUAUUUUGGAACUAUUUUCGGGCAGGAAGACAAAAAGUUUUCCAUGCUGGUUCUGGGGCUACUGAUUUUGGCCCAUGUGGGUUUCUCUUUGGGAGUGAAGAUGUGUUUUUUUGGGGAUUUAUAG